CUUCAUUACUAUUAUACCAGUUACUUGAUACAUAACUGAUACAUGGUACAACGCUUUACUCGAUAGCGCUUACCGUAUCGCCUUUUCCGGCGUUUUCACUUCUUACAAACGUAAUGCAUUAACUCUACACAACCUAAGCAGCAGCCUACUCUCUUACCUCCUACCAUUUGUCCUUUACCGCACCUGACGGUGCAGCUUUGAAGUUCGAGCUGGGCCGGCUCCGAUGUGGGGCUGGCUGCUUGCAGUGUUAACAUGGGCCCAGCUGCAAGUAAUUGAGCCAGUCGUCCGUUGGUGGGAGGAAGUGGUGCUUGGAAGCUGGGAAGAAUGGGUUCUAGCGCUCGUUCGGCAGGGUUUCGAGGAGACAACACGCUUUCUCAAUGGCCUUGGGGCCUGGUUCCUGUCUCUUUUUAGCAAGCACAGCUACCGCGAGCAGCUGAGGCGCUCAUGGCAAGAAAACUCGUGGCAACAGUGGUGGGGCGAGGUUGCAAGGCGACCAUCUACCUUAAAUGCGCUGGUUGCGAACCUUGUCGCGCAGCAACAGCAAGCACACGGCAACAAUCCGAGUUCAUCGCCAUAUACACCUGCUGCCAACGGCGGACACCUUGGCCAGCCUAGCCUAUCUGCACCUCCUCUUGAUGCUGUCCUUGGCGACCCCUCUCAAGCGAACGGAUCAGCCACCAGGCCGCUAAACCACCAGUUGGAGCCUGGCAGCGGCGCUACAAACGCGCCUGAGAGCGUUGCGCCUACCCAAGGCAUGCGAUCUGGCCCCUCAACUGCCGGGGCAAGCGCUUGGUGGCCCCGUCCUGCCACUCGCCUAGGCGGCCACCCUCCCGACGGCGCUCACCGCCCACAUGGCGCACCCUCCUCGCUUGCUGCUAGACUGGAGCGGCCGGUGGUCUUCGUACAGCAGAGCGGAAUGGGCAUCUUGGACGAGCUGGCAAAGCGACGACACGGCCUCAUCGAGGACGCCAAGAUGGCUGCACAGCUGGCCGUCAGCAGGGCAUUUGAGAUAGCGCGGUCCACGGUGCGAGCAGUGCUCUUCCUGCCUUCUCGCGAGGCUCUCGCUGCGGCUCAGCAACAGGGCUUUUCGAGGAGUGCAGAUGGCGCCGGAGAUGCAGCAGCCGAGCAGGGCGAUGCAGGCCGGGAUGUCGCCCCCUGGCGGCCCACGGAUGGGGCCCCAGCAGCAACCGCCAGUGCAGCCGGCAGCGUGUCCUCCCGAGGGUCCCGCAGGGCACAGCUGAAGCGAAGCAAGAGCGCCCAUGUAAACAUAGCUGAGAUGGCCUACCAGCCGGGGGCGGGCGCGGGCGCUGCGGCGUCCAGCAUAGCCCGGCGUGGCCUGCAGCGCUCCCGCAGCUUUGGCCGCCUCGGCAGCAGCACCAGCGCGUUUGGCUACCAGGCAACGGAGACUCCAAGCGACGCGCUCGCGGUGAUCCGCGCCGCCGGCUACCCUCACGAGCUGCACACCGUCACGACGGAGGACGGCUACGUGCUGAGGCUGGAGCGCAUUCCGCGUCCAGGCGCACGCGACGUGGUGUUCUUCAUGCAUGGCGUGCUGGACACCUCCAUAGCCUGGGUCAGCGGCGGAGUAACGGGCAGCCAGGCGUUUGCAGCGUGGGAGGCGGGGAUGGAUGUGUGGCUUGGCAACAGCCGGGGCAAUGCGCCAAGGCAGCACCAAGACCCGGCGCGUCGCGGGCGGCGGUACUGGCAGUACAACAUCAACCACAUGGGCAUGUACGACAUCGGCGCGCAGCUGGACCACAUCCACAACGUCAAGUGCGCAGAGCUGGGCGCAGGCAACGUCACGUUAGACCUGGACCACCUAGGCCCGCUGGCAGGCAGCUUCUUCGGGGGCGGUGCGGCCGGAGAGGCGAGUCGGCUGCUGCCGGGGCGAGCCAUCAGCACCGGAGCUGGUCGGCACGAGGAGACGGCGUUGCGGGGACUGGCUGCAGGGGCACGAAGCUCAGUCAGGAUCCGGCACUCCAACAGCGACGGCAACCUCUACCGCUGGGGCAGCGCCCACAGCGCCGCCAGCAGCAGCGACGCCAGCGCGGCUGCGGGGCCGCUCCGAGGGGCUGCGGCCGCCUCUCGACCCUCCCCAGCUGCACCAUCCGCAACCAUGGACGACGACCAUGUCGGUUCCGGUCCUGACGCCACUGUAUCCGAGGGCAGCAGCAACGGGGUCGCCGUAGCGUCCGAUGACGCUGCUGCUGCUCCUGUCCUGUCGGCGCCGCAACGCCCCCAUCGUACGCCUGAUCCAGCUUUCCCUUCUGCUCCCUCUGCUGGUCUUAGCGCUGCCAGUCUGAGCCACGCACCCAGCAGUCACGGCCCGCUGUCCCCCAUGCACAGCUGCGAUGGCAGUCUGCAGGAUGGCGGCGCUGGCAGUGGUAGCGAAGGUGGGUCGAGGGAAAAGCAGCUGGCAGGCGAUGCGUGCCCGGACAGCGCUGGAGUGGAGCAUGCGAGGCAGCAGCAGCAGCACGCGGGGGCCUGCAGGCGUCCGUCUGCCACCACCAUCCCCACCCUUCCCUCCCCCUCCGCAGCAGCUGCUUCCUCUGCUGCCGCAUCAUCUUCCCCUUCUACCUCCUCUCCUCGCAGCCUCACACGCUCAUCAGCGCCCCUGCCGGCCAUGCACCGCAACGCAGUAACCCUCACGGUUGCAUCACCUCUGCGAGGAGCGGCAGGUGGGGCCUUUCUGGACGCCGCGGCCUUAGUGGACCUGGAAGGGCAUCGGCCUAGGGCUGGGACCAUGACACCUGAGGCUUCCGGCGGCACCGCUGGUAUGACCACCUUUACCUUGGAAGCCAAGACUCGCGCGGACUUUGGCACCCACAGUGCAGCUGCUGCACACGGCGGCGGUAGCGGCGCUGCUGUUGCGUCUGGCGGCGGCACGGAAGGUGGCGGUCGUCGGAUGAGUGGCAGCGGCGUCAGCGCCGCUGCCUCUGUUCUGGACGCGGUGGGGUCGGUGUUGGGCCCGGCGGCAGAUGCGGUCACGCUGGCUGUGGCCUCUGCUGCCGCUACUGCUGGCGCUGCCAUUGCCACUGCUGCUGCUUCCGCAACCCAGCUGCUACAGCCGCUGCAGCAGGCUGCGUCGCAACGCUUUGAGUCAGCGCCGGAUGCCGGGACAGCACCCUCUGAUAGCACGCCCUUUGCGACUGUGUCCGCUCAGGGUGCUGACGCCGCUGAUGUUGAGCGUCAGGAUGCCUCAGGACCCGCCGCUUUGGGCCAACAGCCCCGUAAGUCUAGCUCUGACCUCCCCUGGCUCGACGGCAUGCAUGCGGGGUCCCAGCAGCCGCGUGCGUACCCCGCUGGGCCGGUGCCGCAUCCGCAGCCCGCCACGGCUUCACCUCCCUUCUCACCGUCCGCCUCCUCUGGUGUUCCUCUUUCCAGCGACGUAGCAGCAACGCAGGAGCCGGUUCCAGCAGCCGCAUCCGUCACCCGCCAGGCAACGUUACCAGUCCCUCCCCUGGGCUUCUUGCAUCCCGUCGCCCCUGCCUCAGCCGGCUCCUCCUUCCGCCGCGCCUGCAGCACAAAUUACCUGCCUAGUACCUCUGGCGCUUAUGGCUACGGCACCACAAGUCUUGCUGCUGCUUCCGCAGCCCAGCUGGGCCUGCCGCCCGCUUCCAUGCUGCUCACCUCACCGGAGCGAGCUGGCAGCGGCUUCUCAACAACCGGCUCGCAAUCCUCAGCCAGCGACACCGCAGCAGCAGCACCCACAACAACAUCAGGGUCAACAGCUCAUGCCGCCAAUGGACCAUGGUUCCAUGCCGGCGGUGCUUCUCCCUAUGGCGGAAGCUUAGACCACGUGCGCUGCCACCACCACCACCCAGCAGGUGCUCAUGGUCAUGCCCAUGCCCAUGGCGACCCGAUGGCCGCAGCUGCGUUGCCGCCGCUUCCGCCCCCGCCUCCGUACAAGCUGCGUGCCGUGGCUCACAGCCUGGGCGGCAUGUCCAUGCUGAUCCACCUGGUCAACCGACUGAGGGAGGGCCGGCCGCACAACGUGAGCCGGCUGCUGCUGCUCACGCCGGCCGGCUUCCACAAACACUGCCCCAAGGCCUCCAAGCCAGUCAUGUGGACUCUGCCGAUCAUCACCCGCGUCGUUCGCGCCUUCUUUGGCCGCACCUUCUGCUUCCCGCUCUACAUCCCCACCUUCCUGGGCCGCGCGCUUACCUUCAAGAUGCUGCUGUCAGCCAGCCGCAUUCCCGGGCUAGGAGAGCUGCUGCGGGUGGUGUUCAAGGCGCUGCUGGACGGCGACAUCAGCCAGUGGGACCGGGCCAUGCAGAUGCCGCACUACAGCGCCGAAGACAUGCCGGCCAUCUCAGUAGACCAGGUGCUGCACCUCAUCCAGCUGGUCAACAGCGACUCAUUCCGACUGUACGACUACGGCUCUCCGGCCGCCAACACCGCGCACUACGGCAGCCCCGCACCGCCCGACGUGGCGUCCGAGUACUGGCGUCUCGACCUGCCGGUACACCUGGUGGCGGGGCGCAGGGACGGCAUCAUACCGGCGCCCAACAUACGCAGGCACCUGGAUGCCAUGCGGGCGCAGGGUGUAGCGGUGAGCUACCGUGAGUUCGACUUCGGGCACCUGGACUUUACCUUUGGAGUCAAGGAGGAGCUGCGGAUGUACCUCAUGCGGGUGCUCAGGAUGUGAGGGGGGGGAGACUGUGGGGGGAGGGUGUGGACACGCAGCGGAUUGGCGUAACAGAAGCACCCAUACGCCAGCACGUGACAGUACCCCAGUCUACGUGGAUACCGCAUCAGGAAGCCGCCGUCAGAUGAUCGCAGCCUGAUGUGGGUCAACAGGGUGUGUGGAUGUGGCUUAUGUUGAUGUGUACAUGUGGCAUCAUGACUUCAUGAGGUGUCUGCUGCGUUCCCAGCUACAGGGCAGAACCGAAUCGUCCGGCAGGAGGUGCAAGGCGCGCCGAGAGGGGUGCUUGCUCGCUUGCUUUCCUUUCGUAAGUUUCGGCAGUGGGGCAGUGCUUGGGAGGAAGGUCUCUGAGAAGAAGGAGCGGAACGCGAAUGGGAUCGUAGCGGAGCGUAGGAAGCGGAUUGUGUAUGGCCUGGUGGCUGCUGAGGAGAGGUCGGAUGGGUGUUAGUCACAUGUUGGGUUGGGUUGGAGUUGAUGUGGUGUAUCUUGAAGAGUUGUACAUCUAGCAGUUAAAAUUGUCAUGUGCGAGAGUUAACAAGCCUUAUGACAAUGACCGAGCAUUGCUUUAGGAGACGGAGGCCUUCCUGCCUGACAGAGCGGUCAAACACACUGCAACACUGCUGAAACAGAUACGCGAGAGGUUGUGUGACGAAUGUAUAGCUUUUAUUCGACACAACCCAAAUUUCCAAGUGUUGUUCGCGUGUUUGAGUGUUUUGAUUGGAGCUUGGAUCCAGGUGUGAAUGACUUGCCUGGGCCAGCUGGCGACUGUACGGCACACACGCCUGGGAGGCUGUUGCAUGGUUGGUUCGUUAUGUGCUUAUGUCACGGCCUCGAAUGCGAGGAAGGGCACUUGCUCUUGACACUUCCCGUAGACCACAAUUUAUACUGUGCUUGCCGCGAGAACGGGCGCCGCAUCCAUUAUGCCGUCCCUCGCUAAAGCGCCUGCUGAUAUAUCUCAGGUGCUUCAUACUGGCAACGACUGGUAGGGGAGGGGAAGGGCGGGUGCUUCUUCAUGGCGCAAGCCGGGCGGCCUACUUUGGCCUGAUUGUCGCUUUGCUUUCUUUCCUUUCCUUAUUAGCGCUGGUUUAGGUCUUCAUCUCAUGGUUUCUGCGGGCAUGCUGCUAUCUUGCUGAAGCGGCAGCCCUACAGAAACCCGCUGCGUUGCGACCGCCAGGGCUUGUAGGUGGGUGUUUUCCUUUGUUUCAUGUGAUGGUACCGUCAUUGGUCCCAACGGUAGAAGCUGAUGUCAUCAUGUGUUUGGUCGUGGUCGUGCCGAGUGUACAAUAGGGUGCUGCUGUAGCCGUACAAUAGGGUGCUGCUGUGUUUUGGGGUAGUGAGAAGUUCCGGGCCUCAGGAGCGCGUUGCAGCGGUUUUGUAGGAUGGAGCCACAACAUAACAGUGAAUGGGUUGGGGGUAGACACGAAGCUUGACAUCUAGAUGAUGCAUGUUGACGUGUGACAUUUUGCGUGCAAAUGCGUGCACAUAAAAGGCAGUCGAUACCCAGGGAACUUAAAAGCAGGGGCGCCGUUUUGCCCGAGUGCGACGUAACGGGAUGGCUAUGGUUGCUUAAUACGGUGACGAUAGAAGGUAGCGUUACAAGGGUUUUGAGUUACCGGUAACCUGUGCUGUAAUUCGACGUAUUCGAAUUUUCCGAAGAAGAGGCGGCGCAACAUUUUGGAUGAAGCGUGGUUGAUUCGCAUCGGGGGAAUUCAGAAGGAUGGUAUCUAUCUGGAAGGUGUUAUGGUAGGGCAUGGAGGGGGAAAUGCUGUGCGGUGAAUUGCAUGUUACCCGGUGUCCUUGGGUGCGCGUGUGGGAGCAUUGAUUCUGGCUGUAAUGGGAGUAGGCUUCACCCCCCA
Molecule: messenger RNA, 6501 nt
Organism: Astrephomene gubernaculifera
Lineage: Eukaryota; Viridiplantae; Chlorophyta; Chlorophyceae; Chlamydomonadales; Astrephomenaceae
Source: the annotation of a GenBank genome assembly